GUGAACUUUAACGGCAGCGCGCUUUCUCCACCAUCCUACCUGCAAGACGAGGUCGGCGCGAGAGGUCCCUGUGGCGGCUCUCCUCCGGUGGCACCCAAUGGGCCCCCACUCAAACUCCCUGCCUUUAGACACGCGGACCCUGAACUGGAAACGGACUGGAUCUACCGAACUCCCUGAAAAAUGAUCACUGCGAUGUGCUAGGGAAGUUUCUCCGCAAAAGAUCUGGAUACAUUUUCAUGUUUACUGGAGCUCACACCCAGAAUUCAACAUGAGUAAUAUUUACGAGUCUGCUGCCACCACCCUGGACCUGUUCAACACGCCAUGCCUCACUAAGGUGGAGCUGCGUGUGGCCUGUCGAAGCCUCUCUGACCGGGAUGCUCUGUCCAAGCCAGAUCCCUGCGUAGUGCUCAAGAUGCAAUCCCAUGGCCAGUGGUUCGAGGUGGACCGUACGGAGAUCAUCCGCAGCAGCAGUAGCCCGGUGUUCUCGAAGGUGUUCACGGUGGACUUCUACUUCGAGGAGGUGCAGAGACUUCGCUUCGAGCUGCAUGACAUCAGCAGCCACAACGGCCUGAAGGAUGCAGACUUCCUGGGCGCCAUGGAGUGCACUCUGGGUCAGAUUGUGUCCCAGAGAAAACUGUCCAAAGCUCUACUGAAGCAGGGAAACACAGCAGGCAAAUCCUCCAUCACGGUUACAGCGGAAGAGCUCUCUGGGAACAAUGAUUAUGUGGAGUUGGCUUUUAGUGCCCGCAAACUAGACGACAAGGAUUUCUUCAGUAAAUCAGACCCCUUUUUGGAAAUCUUCAGAAUAAACGACGAUGGCUCUGGAUCGCUUGUACACAGAACUGAGACCAUCAUGAAUAACUUAAGUCCCGUCUGGAAAUCUUUUAAAGUCUCUCUCAACACACUCUGCAGUGGAGAUGAGGACCGUCAGCUCAAGUGCACUGUGUAUGACUGGGACUCUAAUGGGAAACAUGACUUCAUUGGAGAGUUCCAGACCACUUUCAGAGAGAUGAAAGGCGAUAUGGAUGGAAGACCGCUAACGUGGGAUUGUAUCAACCCUAAGUACCAGAUGAAGAAGAAGAACUACAGGAACUCUGGCACAGUCACCCUCUACCUGUGCAAGAUCAUAAAGAUGCACUCGUUUCUGGACUACAUCAUGGGGGGCUGUCAGAUCCAGUUCACGGUGGCGAUUGAUUUCACGGCAUCUAACGGAGACCCACGGAACAGCUGUUCCCUCCACUACAUCCACCCGUACCAGCCCAAUGAGUAUCUCAAGGCCCUGGUGGCCGUCGGGGAGAUCUGCCAGGACUAUGACAGUGAUAAGAUGUUUCCAGCAUUUGGGUUUGGAGCACAGAUACCUCCUGACUUCAAGUCAUGUGUGUUUCAGGUAUCACAUGACUUUGCUGUGAACUUUGAUGAAGACAACCCAGAAUGUGCAGGUAUUCAGGGUGUGUUAGAGGCCUAUCAGAACUGUCUUCCUAAGAUCCAGCUCUACGGCCCCACUAACAUCGCCCCCAUCAUCAUGAAAGUGGCCAACGCCGCGUCUGAGGAGAUGCACACCAAAGAGGCCAUGGAGUACUUUAUCCUGCUGAUCCUGACGGACGGCGUGAUCACAGACAUGGCCGACACGCGGGAGGCCAUCGUCCACGCGUCCCACCUGCCCAUGUCCGUCAUCAUUGUGGGCAUCGGCAACGCCGACUUCAGCGACAUGCAGAUGCUGGAUGGCGACGACGGAAUCCUGCGCUCACCCAAAGGGGAGCCUGUCCUGAGGGACAUCGUCCAGUUUGUCCCCUUCCACAACUUCAAACAUGCCUCCCCUGCUGCCCUUGCCAAGAGUGUCCUGGCAGAGGUUCCCAACCAGGUGGUGGACUACUACAACGGCAAGAGCAUCAAGCCCAAAUGCAUGUCUGACUAUGAGUCUUCCAGGGCAUUCAGCCCUUGAGUGCAGUGGCUGGCUCUUCAGAUGACAGGGGCCAGCGUUACAGAAAGCAACAGUGUUUCACACACAAAACAGCAGGAGAUUCUCUUUCCACCACACUUUCCAAUAACAUCCACCACACACUUCUACUAACAUCCAGGGCCAUGUUAAAAACAGGAACCUUCAGUUCUUAGUUCUGCUUUUCCAAGAUCUAUUGUCAACAAAACCCUAAAAAACAACGUGCCCUAAUUUAAAUGACAGGCAAAGGCAUGCAAGGAAAAAAGUAUCUUGUACACAAAGCUGUAGUGUGGCGUGAGGGAGACUAAAACUGACUUCCCAAUGUUUGACCCACCGAUCUUGUUCAUGCCAUUAAAUUAGGAAAUGGAUUUGGCCAAGUUAUUACAUUUAGCAGUAGAUAGACUUAAGACUUUGCCCUUUGUCCAUCAUUUAAACUAGGGCCCAGAGUGUGUUUGUAUGAAAUUGUAGCCCAUGGCUUUUCCGAGCCACUGAAUAUUUAUCAGUAGUCCCAUAGUUGCCACUUAAGAACUAUUUAUGUGUUUUCUUAUAUUUGUUUUGCAUGUGUAGCAGUCGGACAGGCAGCGGUUAUAUAUCCUACAUACUUUUGUACAUAGAAAUGAUGACAGGUCAACCAAACAGCAAUUUGCAUGCCAAGCACAAGAGAGACAGGUUCUAAAACUCAAAAUAUGUCUGACUCGUAGGAGUGUAACAUUAUAAAUAUGUAGAGGAGAUACUGUUUGUGUUUCUUUUCUAUAACUUUAACUUUGUCCAAAAUCUUUUGCUAUAUUUCUUACAUAUUCUUACAAUGUAAAGGGACAAGGAUACUGUGUGCAGGAAUGUAGCAUUGUGUUAUCAGUUUGUAGAAGCUUAAGGCUCUCUUUCUAUGUGUGUGUGUGUGUGUGUGUGUGUGUGUGUGUGUCUGUCUGUCUGUCUGUCUGUCUGUCUGUGUGUGUGUGUGUGUGUGUGUUUGCAUAUGUAUAAAAGAAAUUGAAUAUGAAAGAUGACAGAGAGAUAUGUGAAUGUACAUACUGAAUGGACAAUGCUGAUAUACAUCAUGUAUUUUGCAUGUUAACAAUUAAACAAUUUUGGUGCA
Alosa alosa (allis shad) is the source of this 3029-nucleotide messenger RNA. RefSeq names its product copine IVb (gene cpne4b). Gene Ontology annotation, molecular function: calcium-dependent phospholipid binding. Bases 269 to 1942 code for a protein of 557 amino acids. The transcript has 16 exons. Gene Ontology annotation, cellular component: plasma membrane. Gene Ontology annotation, biological process: cellular response to calcium ion. NCBI's taxonomy places the organism in Eukaryota, Metazoa, Chordata, Actinopteri, Clupeiformes, Clupeidae. The record is from RefSeq and is a predicted model, not a curated record.